AUGUCUGCUGCUGCCGCUGCUGCUGCCAAAAACGACGCAGUCGGGGAUUUACGAGUAAAAACAAGUUCAGGAGAAACUUUCAUUCCUGCAACACAGAGAGCAGACGGCACAUGGCGUAAAGCGAGAAAAGUGAAAAGCGGAUAUAUCCCUCAAGAAGAACAGCCCAAAUAUCAGAACAAGAUGCAACAAGCUGCUUCUACAUCACAAGGACGAUAUGUUGUUGGGAUCAAACCUCGAGACAUUCAACCUGCCGGUCCCAAGAAGCCAAUAGCCUGUGUCGAAAACUCCAAAAUAGCGAUUACCCCUAAAGAUCAUUUACAAAAGAAAAUAGAUAUUUUCCAAAGAAAAUUAGACGAGAUAGACUCUUUGAAGAAGAGGAUUGAUGCUGGAGAACUCAAGCCUGUGCCUAACCAGAUUACAAAAAUUGGAAGAACGCAGGAAUAUGAAGAUGAGAUUUCUAAGCUCACUGCUCAGAUGGAGAAACUUUAG
Auanema sp. JU1783 is the source of this 489-nucleotide messenger RNA. NCBI's taxonomy places the organism in Eukaryota, Metazoa, Nematoda, Chromadorea, Rhabditida, Rhabditidae. The record is from the annotation of a GenBank genome assembly.